AUGAAGUUUGCUCUGGUCUCCGUGCUCCCUCUGGCUUCGGCUGCUGCUCUGCCAGCGCUGGCUCCAAGGCAAAGCUACUUCAGCUUCGGGAACGCAUUCUCGACGGGUCCAGUCGCCGAAGACUCCUUCAUCCGCCAAUCUACUACGACGCUCGUCCUGCCGGACCUGCAAAGCCCACACACUGGCAACCUGGGCCUGUGGCCUGGUGUCGGUACCAAGUUCCCAGACAGCGACCAGGACGGUCAGCUUGUGCAGGGUCUUGCGAUCUCCACCGUCGGUUACGGGUCUCCUUGCAACUUUGAUGCCAACGAGGUGAAGUGGUGCAUCACUGCCAGCACAUACGAUGGGAGCCAGCAGGACGGCGACGUCGUCGCUGCUGACCCAGGUGACCACGUUACUUACGAUUACAAGUACAACGACGCUACCAAACAAAUCGACCAGACUGUCUCCGUGAACGGCGCAGUCGUCUCGACGCUGUCUACAACGAGCGGCGUGGGCGCGGGCUGGGGCACAGCCAUGGAAUGCCAGCAAGCCAAAUGCGGCACUGUUCCCGAGCAUCACUAUGUCAACACCACCUUGAUCAUGGAUGUUGCCGACCCCAACUACAGCCAAACCCUCGGGAUGACUGGCGCUUCUGGCGACCUUGUUACCGAUGAUGGCGGCAAAACCUGGACUGUCGCUGAUAUCAAGAUUGAAGAAUAUACUUACACUUAG
Messenger RNA from Saxophila tyrrhenica, 714 nucleotides. RefSeq lists its product as uncharacterized. Lineage: Eukaryota; Fungi; Ascomycota; Dothideomycetes; Mycosphaerellales; Extremaceae. The record is from RefSeq and is a predicted model, not a curated record. The transcript has 5 exons. Bases 1 to 714 code for a protein of 237 amino acids.